Molecule: messenger RNA, 1204 nt
Organism: Brachypodium distachyon (stiff brome)
Lineage: Eukaryota; Viridiplantae; Streptophyta; Magnoliopsida; Poales; Poaceae
Product: reticulon-like protein B8
Exons: 6
Coding region: 180-908 (242 amino acids)
Source: RefSeq, a predicted model, not a curated record
AUUAAGCGGCGAUUCGAUUCUUUCUCCCCCAAAGCCACCAGCAUUUCUUCCAACUGCUCCUCUUGCUCCCCCGCUCGCUCUCGCCGCCUGCUGAUCCUCUCCUCUUCGGGAGGACCCCGAGCAGCCUCCCUCCCCGUCCAUCUGCUGCUCGCCCCCUCGUAACCUCAAAAUACUUGAAGAUGUCAGAACAUUCUGAGAAUGUAACUGAAAAGAUCAUGGGCAGCAUCAUGGAUACCAUUGCUGACAACCUCCCUAAGCAGAAGUCUGGGCGUUUUGAUCCAGCUGCAGUCUCUGAUAAAGUGAACAAGCUGUUUGGUCGCCAGCAGUCCCUUCAUGGAGUUUUGGGUGGUGGAAAGUCUGCUGAUGUAUUGCUUUGGAGGAACAAGAAGAUAUCUUCCAGUGUUUUGGCUCUCGCAACAGCUAUUUGGAUUUUCUUCGAGUGGCUUGAUUACCACUUCUUGACAAUCAUUUCAUUUGCCCUUGUUCUUGGAAUGGUUGUUCAGUUUGUUUGGUCGAACUUCGCAAGCAGAUCUUCUAAUGUACCCCGUGUCGAGUUACCGAAAGAGCUCUUUGUGAACAUUGCUGUUGCGGUUGGUGCCCAAGUAAACAAGUUCCUGGGUUUCCUUCAAGAUGUGUCUUGUGAAAGAAACUUGAAGCAUUUUGUACUGGCAAUUGUCGGUUUGUGGGCUGCUGCUGUAGCUGGGAGCUGGUUCAAUUUCUUAACUGUCAUUUAUAUUGGAUUUGUCUGCGCUCAUACCCUUCCUGUGCUGUACGAGAAGUACGAAGACCAAGUCGACAGCUUCCUCUACAGCCUUCUUGAUCUGCUCCGAGAUCAGUACAAGAAACUCGACAGCGGUGUCUUGAGCAGGAUACCCAAGGGGAACAUGAAGUUCAAGAAGAGCGAGUAGACUAGAUGGGCACUCAUGAUUACGGAGUGAAACCCCCGUAUGUAUUAUUCUGCUUAGUCGUGUGCCAGACCUGUAGUGUCAAUUGCUGUUUGAGAGCUGUGUGGUGUGCUUCCUGGACCAGGACACCGGUUUAUCACCCCACCAGUUUAGAUUCAACUGCAAUGCAUUUUCUUCUGUUAUUCUGGAUGCUCCUCCACAAAUUAGUGAGACCAUAAGUUGUAUCCAGAAGUUGGAUGUUGAGCUGAAAUUCAUUGUGCUGUUCCCCAAACAAAAUGUUUUCCCCAUGUGCUUUGCAA